Messenger RNA from Lethenteron reissneri (Far Eastern brook lamprey), 3275 nucleotides. RefSeq names its product dynein regulatory complex protein 11-like. The record is from RefSeq and is a predicted model, not a curated record. Gene Ontology annotation, molecular function: ATP hydrolysis activity; protein binding; ATP binding. NCBI's taxonomy places the organism in Eukaryota, Metazoa, Chordata, Hyperoartia, Petromyzontiformes, Petromyzontidae.
UCACCGCGGUCCCUCGCGUUGCCAUGGAGGCGUUGCAUGGAGGCGUUGCCAUGACAGCGGCCACAACAAACCCAGAGCGGCGUGCACUCCGCUGGGCCAGAGGGCCUCUGCAGCCAGCGAUGGCUCACAGCACAUACAACGCGCUGUGGGCAGAGGCCAAUGCCGGGAUAGCUCACCUCUUUGGCCAGGAGCUGCCACCAGAGCCUCCACGGCCCGAGAAGGACCGCCUGGCCGCCUUCCAGGUGCUGGCCACGCUCUACCUGCGCUACCUGGGCAUCACCCGGGGCCUGGAGGCCGCCCACGACCAGGUGGUGCAGCCUCAGAAGCGGCGCAUCCUGCGUCACCUGCUGGACGGCGUCAUGGGCCGGCUGCUGGAGCUCAAGCAGGAGAUGGUGGUCCUCGAGUGCUCCGAGUUUCACUACGUGGAUGACGUGCUACAGGACUUCAAGCUCACGCCUCAAGACCUGGAGAUUCCUGUUCCCAAGUAUUUUAUCAAUGAUCGUUUAAAAAUCAUCAAGGAGCGGGAAAAGCUUCUUGAAACGGUGCUGGAAAAGAUGGGAAUGGAAGAUGUAGAAAAGAAGCAAGUUAAGGAUGAGAAGCCGAUGUCCCUGGAGGAGGCGGUGAGAAUUGUCCAGGUGACAGAGAGAGCCCGCCAGGGCAGGCUGCGUGCCAAGUUCAUGCAGGAAAUCAGGAUGGAGGAGGAGCGAGAACGCAAGGCCAAGGAACGUGGAGCUGUUACCAUGGAUAUCACUGUAGCAGCUGUCAUCAUCCAGAAGAUGUGGAAAGGUUUCAUGCAGAGGAGACGAACAAAGCGAGAAAGGGAGGAAGAAAUUAUUUUUCUCGGAAUGACAUUGCCUUCAAAUCUGCCGAAGAAAAGCCUAGCCCAAGUGAAUGCCGAGAAAGUGGAGGCACUGCGGCGGCUGACUCAGGACGAACACGAGACGGAAUACCAGCAGGGCAUUGUGUCCAUCAAGCAGAAGCUGCUGGAGGUGGAGGGGCCCGAUAUGAAGGAAGCCAUGCAGGAGCAGAUUCGGCAGUGGUUCAUCGAGUGUAGGGAUGCAACUGGAAAGUUUCCCGAGUAUCCCGAUGAAGAGGAUGGAGGAUCUGCAUUAAUUUUUGCUGAAAAGACACCAGAAGAGGUAGCAGCAGAACUUGCUGCCAAAGAAGCAGAGCAACAGAAUCCAAAGGAUAAGAAGAAGUCUGGGAAGAAAGGGAAAAAGGGGAAAAAUGAGAAAAAGGAAAAAGGAAAGACAAAAGGGAAAGGAAAGAAAUCUAAAGCAGGAGACGAGGAGGAGGAAGAAGGGUGGAAAAUGGCCCCCUCCAAUUUCCUUCCGACUAUUUCUGAAGGUCACAAAACCUACACGGAUGUCUGGCAGAACCGCGACGAAUCCAACAAUUUCAGCCAAAAAUUCAAUGCAGAGCUGGUAAAAGAGGAAAUGAGGAAGAAGGUUGAAAACGAGAUCAGAAAACAGGUGGAUGAGUUGAUGCGAGAAGAGCUCAGGAACCUGAAACUCGUUGUGGAAAAAGACCGUGGCAAAAAAGGAAAGAAGAAGAAAGGUGGAACGAAGAAAAAGAAUAAAAAGGGCGGUAAGAAGAAGAAGAAGAAAGAAAAGGACCUGACACCUGACAGGACCAUAGAGUCGUUGUUUGAGGAGCUGGUCUUGCAGGGAAUUCUGAUCCGCCCACCCAAAGUGCAGCUGUCUGACUUUUUGGGCGAAUACAGCUACCUGGGAACCACUCUGCGGCAAGCGGACAUCGAACCCAUGCCCUCCUUGUCUGACGUCCGACAGCUUGUAGCACUCUACGCCAUCCUGCCUCUAGGCUCCCAGGCCGUCCAUGAAAAGGCGCCACUUGUGAAGUCGAUGCUCUUGACGGGUCCAAACGGGGUUGGCAAACGCACGCUGGUAAAUGCGAUUUGUACCGAAACUGGAGCCAACUUGUUUGACCUUUCUGCCAAGACCAUUGUGGACAAGUACCCGAGCAAGAGCGGCCUCCAAAUGCUGAUACACAUGGUUUUAAAGGUAGCACGCUUACUUCAACCGUCCGUAGUGUUGAUUGAAGAUGCCGAGAAGACUUUCUACAAGAAAGUUCCCAAAGGUGACAAGAAACUGGAACCCAAGCGACUCAAGAAAGAUCUGCCCAAGAUGCUGAAGCUCUUGACAGCCGAGGACCGUGUGAUGCUGGUGGGGACGUCCCGUCAGCCCUUCCUGGCCGACCAGAAGUCCUUCUGCAAGCUUUACCAGAAGAUCGUGCUCAUCCCACGCCCAGACUAUGCCUCUCGCUUCGUGCUCUGGCGCCAUCUGCUCGCGACGAGCUGGGGUGCGGUGACACCGACGCUCGACCUCAGUUCUCUGGCCAAGGUGACCGACGGCUACACGCAGGGGCAGAUGGUGCAGGCGGCGCAGGCUGUGCUGAGCGAACGGCGUGUGCAGCAGUUGGCCAAGCGGCCCCUGACGGCGGGUGAAUUCAUCGGGUCGCUGUCGCGCAUUGACCCCGUCUUCCUGGAGGAGGAGGAAGCCUUCAAGUCGUGGUACGCGAAGACGCCGCUCGGCAAGAAGAGAGCCAAGCUCGCCAGGGGGGACGAGGAGGAGGCGGGUGGCAAGGGCAAGGCUAAGGGCAAGGCGAAGGGCAAGGGUAAAAAAGGCAAAAAGGGAAAGGGUAAGAAGAAGAAGAAGUAACAUCUGCAGAAUGUAUCGGAAUUAAUUUGCAAAGCAAAUAUCUCGCGAGUAGUUCACACCUCCAUUUCGACUCCCAACAUGUGAUCUACCUACACUCCCAUAACACCCCUUCCACCUGCGUCCCCAACAGCCCCUCCAAGGGGUGGUGCAAUGGUCACCGUUGUGCCUCAUCGCAAAAAUGUUUCUGGAUUAAAUCCCUGACUUGGGUGCCUUUCUGUGUGGAGUUCGCUAUGCUCGGCCACUAUUCUGCUUGGGGUUUUCUCCGGGUUCUGCGACUUCCUCCCAUAACAUAGAAACCCCAUGCAAUGUAACUUGUAUUUGGUCAAACAUUCCAAAUUGUGAAAACAUAUCAGGAAAAGUAUUCGUUCGUGUUUACACGUCGCAACACCGCCCCCUGUUGCGCAACUUAGCACGACUCUGAAACAGAGUGAAGACUCGGCUAGGUUUUCCGCUUUCCUGUGUUAACGAGCAUGAUAAUAUAUGGACACACACAUAGUCACCGCUCCCUCUUCCCCUUUCGUCCCCCUCCCUCUCCGCCCCCCACCGUACAUAUUGAUUCUGUUGUUGAGUCAAUAAACUAUUGAAUAAAAAAAAUGA